UCUCAUUUUCAUUUUCUGUGCCUUGUAGCUUUGUUUGCUACUAAUAUUAAGCUAUGGGGUUCACAUAUGGUUACUGCCUUUCUUGUUUCUUGGUGCUACUGCCUGUAAUAUGUUACUCCCAAGACUUCACAUGUUCUAGGGCAACUUACUAUGGUAGCCCUGAUUGCUUGGGGACACCAAGUGGAGCUUGUGGAUUUGGCGAAUAUGGAAGGACGGUCAAUGAUGCUAAUGUCGCCGGAGUUUCUAGGUUGUAUAAGAAUGGCACUGGCUGUGGUGCUUGCUAUCAGGUUAGGUGUAAGGUCUCACAACUUUGCACUGAUGAUGGGGUGAAUGUAGUGGCAACUGACUAUGGUGAAGGGGACAACACUGACUUCAUUCUUAGCACACGAGCUUAUGCAAGAUUAGCAAAUCCAAACAUGGUCUUAGACUUGUUUGCAUAUGGUGUGGUCGAUGUAGAAUACCGGAGGAUUUCUUGUCGAUUCGCGGAUUACAACAUCAUGUUCAAAGUUCAUGAGCAUAGCAGGUUUCCCGAGUACUUGGCCAUUGUCAUUCUUUACCAAGGUGGCCAAAAUGAUGUCUUAGCCGUGCAAAUAUGGCAGGAAGAUUGCAAGGAGUGGAUAGGCAUGAGAAGGGCCUUUGGAGCAGUUUGGGACAUGCCGAACCCACCAAAUGGUUACAUUACCUUGAGGUUGCAAGUAAGUGGGAGUGCAGGGCUAACAUGGCUACAGGCAACAAAUGCUAUCCCAAAUGAUUGGAAAGCUGGGGUUGCUUAUGACUCAAACAUUCAGCUCACUUAAAUGUGCAAUCAGCGAGUUAGUUAUUAUUUUAGCAUAUGGUUUGGGGCUACUAGCUAGUUGUUCUUAGUAUGUCUUUUUUCCAUGUAAGCCAAUAAGCACAGCUUCCCAUGUUCAAUUAGAAGGUAUCUUGUACUCUGCAUAUUUAGCAUUUGCAUUGUUAAAUAUUUAUUUUAAUUUAUAAUUUUGUUACCACUUUAUAAAA
This is a messenger RNA of Manihot esculenta (cassava), 999 nucleotides long. RefSeq names its product expansin-like B1. The transcript has 4 exons. Gene Ontology annotation, cellular component: extracellular region. The record is from RefSeq and is a predicted model, not a curated record. The coding region runs from base 54 to 797 and encodes 247 amino acids. Lineage: Eukaryota; Viridiplantae; Streptophyta; Magnoliopsida; Malpighiales; Euphorbiaceae.